Molecule: messenger RNA, 1489 nt
Organism: Drosophila albomicans
Lineage: Eukaryota; Metazoa; Arthropoda; Insecta; Diptera; Drosophilidae
Product: adhesive plaque matrix protein
Exons: 1
Coding region: 91-1380 (429 amino acids)
Source: RefSeq, a predicted model, not a curated record
AAAGUAGAAGCGACACUAAUCGAUGGGUUGUUCGAAUUGGGAAUUGAGCACAUUGACCCGUAUUUCAUAAUUGCUUUCGUAUUAUUUCAGAUGAUUGUGCGGAACACUUUGAGAUUCGCGCUGUUGGCCUUGUGCCUUACCAGUUUAAGUCGCGCCCACUUCCCGGAGUACUGCGCAGAGUGCGAACAGGAGAUCUGGGAGCAGGUGCCAUGCAGUGAGAUUAGCACCUCAACCAGUGCACCGCCCACCACAAAUGUGCCACCCACGCGUCCCAGCACAACAACAAGCAGCACCACAACCGAGUUGCCCAUCAUCACCACUGAGCGGCCAACUCCACCCACAACGACCACAACGGAGGAGCCCGUGACCUCAACUCCUUACCUCAGCACGCUGCCCUACUACAGCACACCUGCUCCGGCUUAUCCCACCAAUCCUUCGACCUAUAAGAAGUGCUACUGCGAAUGCAAGCUGGGUUGCAAGGAAUUCUGUCGCAAGGUCUCGGUGGCCAGUCCCAAGCAGCAGAUCUCGCAGAUUACCGCAACGGGUGACUAUGCACCAGGUGGUCAAGUGGAGUACACGCAUUCGCAUCACAGGAAAUACUAUCCCAAGUAUGCGGCACCCUCCAGACCAAGACCCUACAAACCAUACCCAUUGGUCUACAAUGAGGCAGCUGCUUCAGCACCAGCUGUGAACAACAUCAAUGCGCCCAACUACACGCUGGAGGAGCUGGCGCAUCUGCUGAGCACAGCCUACGGCACCAAGAAGGGUUAUCCGGCGAGCAAUGCCCCAUCGCAGGAGCAGGUUUACUACUCACCCUCCCCACCGAAGUAUAAGCCCGAGUAUAAACCUGAGUAUAAACCUGAGUAUAAGCCUAAGUAUAAACCGGAGUAUAAACCCGAAUAUAAACCUGAGUACAAACCGGAGUACAAACCGGAGUACAAACCUGAAUAUAAACCCGAAUACAAACCCGAGUACAAACCCUUGAUCAACAAAGUCAUCGCUGUAGCCGGCCCCAAAAUUAGAACCGCCGCCUCAGCCGUUGUCUCUGGUGCUCGUGCCAUUGCCAAGGCCAAGACGCCCUACAAGGAGGUGGUGGCCACCUCAGCGCCCGUCUACGACAGCACCACAUCGUAUCCCAUUGCACCGCCAGAACCCGAGCCCAAGCCUUAUGCGGCACCAGAACCCGAACCAGUUGCAGUUCCGCAAACCGAAGCGUAUCCUGCACAGACAGAAGCCUAUCCUGACAAAUCCUCAUACGAGGCACCCGAAUCGAAUGCCAUCAAGUCGGGUUCACCGCCAUCUUCCUCCUUCGAUCUGGCCAUCGACAACUAUCUGAAGGACUUUGGCUAUGGCAACCAGGUGCGAGACUUGGACUACUAAAGAGGGAUUACCAAACAUGGAAAGGCCUUCAGUUGUUACUAGUUGUUAUUAGGUUUAGAACUAACUACUAUGACCUGAGUUGUAGCUAAGUUGGUGUACAAUAAAAUAU